UUACUGUUGCCUCCAGAGGAGAAGCUCCAUCACUUUGACAGCUCCGUUCGUAGAGGCGAAGACAGCAGAGAGUAUGAUGCUUGCAUCCAGGACCUGGUGCGAUGUGUGGCCCUGACAAGGCUGAUAUAUGGAGAGAGACAUCUGAAACGGGCCCAGGCCCAUGCCAGGCUGGCUAAAGCAUAUCUUCAAUUCAAAGGCUGGGGACUGCAGGCUAUGGAGCACUUGGUCCUGGCCAAAGAGCAGUUACCUUUCUGUUCAUCCUACGGCAAUGAAAAGCUGGAGGUUCUCACAUGUCUGCUGAGCAUACACCUCACAAAGGGGGCUGCUUCCCUACUUACGGACAAUUUAGAGGACACACACUCCUCUUUUCUGGAGGCAGAUAAAAUCCUGGAGGACCUUCAUCAGCACAAUGCUAUCAACCAUGACGAGAAGAUAAAGACACAGCUGGAAAUCACCAGUGGUCUACACAGGUUCUACAAGAGACAGAACCAACUAGAGGAGGCAUUACUCCAGUGUGAGAAGUCUUUGGAGCUGCUAAAGGAUUGUAAUCAGCCUCAGAAGACUUGCUCUGUCUAUAGAGACAUGGCUGCCAUUGAGCAGGACCGAGGUCAUGUGGACAGAGCUGUACAGCACCUCACCAAGGCUCAUGCCAUUGCCAUGAGUCACACUCCAGAGGGGCUUGAAGGGGCCCAGAUCUCCCACAGCCUAGCUCUCAUUCUGUCUUCUGCAGCAGAGUCCCAUCACAAUGACACUCCAGAUCACUAUUUUGAACAAAGUCUAGCUGCUUACAAGAAGUCUGUAGGUCCACAGGAUCCAGCUUUCCUCGCAGCCCAAGAUGACUUCUGCCGCUUUCUCCUCAUUAAUGGGCAGCAAGAGAAAUGUGUGGCGAUCCAGAGAGCCUCUCUUGAUUCUAAAAGAUCUACAUUUGGUGAUAUGAGCUCUGAGGUAGCGGACACUCUUCAGCUAAUAGGAAGUGUGGAGAUGGCCAAGGGCCAGAUGGACCAGGCCCACAAGACCAUGACAAAGUGCCUGAAGAUCCAGAAUUUGCUAUAUGGCCCUCAGCACAAGAAAGCAAAAGCUACACAGAAAGCUGUGAACAUGUUAGCAAGGGUACCAGAGGUGGUUGAGAGGCAGCGGAGCCAAAGCAGAAAAGGAAAAAAAGCUGAGACAGUUCCAGUUGUAUCUACCAGCGGUAACGAUGACAACUCCACUUCUGACAUCUGA
Menidia menidia (Atlantic silverside) is the source of this 1224-nucleotide messenger RNA. The record is from the annotation of a GenBank genome assembly. Lineage: Eukaryota; Metazoa; Chordata; Actinopteri; Atheriniformes; Atherinopsidae.